Molecule: messenger RNA, 3674 nt
Organism: Drosophila subobscura
Lineage: Eukaryota; Metazoa; Arthropoda; Insecta; Diptera; Drosophilidae
Gene: Nmdar2
Product: glutamate receptor ionotropic, NMDA 2B
Exons: 10
Coding region: 39-3071 (1010 amino acids)
Biological process (GO): synaptic transmission, glutamatergic; monoatomic ion transport; modulation of chemical synaptic transmission
Cellular component (GO): postsynaptic membrane; plasma membrane
Molecular function (GO): transmitter-gated monoatomic ion channel activity involved in regulation of postsynaptic membrane potential; NMDA glutamate receptor activity
Source: RefSeq, a predicted model, not a curated record
AGCUGCAGCUGCUGCUCGUCGUGGCCUGCAGCUGCCUUAUGCUGCCAUCGGUGCAGGGCCUGCGCCUCGCCAACGGCGGCAACAGCCUCAGCAAGGGUGCGGCCGCCAAUAAGGAGCAGCUCAACAUCGGGCUCAUUGCGCCGCACACGAACUUCGGCAAGCGGGAGUACCUGCGGAGCAUCAACAAUGCCGUCACGGGGCUGACAAAGACGCGCGGCGCCAAGCUAACCUUCCUCAAGGACUACUCCUUCGAGCAGAAGAACAUCCACUUCGACAUGAUGUCCCUGACGCCCAGUCCCACAGCUAUCCUCAGCACUCUGUGCAAGGAGUUUCUGCGCGUGAAUGUCUCUGCCAUUCUGUAUAUGAUGAACAACGAACAGUUUGGCCAUAGCACCGCCUCGGCGCAGUACUUUCUGCAGUUGGCUGGUUACCUGGGCAUACCAGUGAUCUCAUGGAAUGCGGAUAAUUCCGGGCUGGAGCGUCGGGCCUCACAGUCGACGCUGCAGCUGCAGCUGGCGCCGAGCAUUGAGCAUCAGAGUGCGGCCAUGCUGAGCAUCCUGGAGCGCUACAAGUGGCAUCAGUUCUCGGUGGUCACCUCACAGAUAGCCGGCCACGAUGACUUUGUGCAGGCGGUGCGGGAGCGCGUCGCCGAGAUGCAGGAGCACUUUAAGUUCACGAUCCUCAACUCCAUUGUGGUCACACGCACCAGCGAUCUCAUGGAGCUGGUGAACAGCGAGGCGCGCGUUAUGCUCCUCUACGCCACACAAACGGAGGCCAUUACCAUUUUGCGCGCCGCCGAGGAAAUGAAACUCACCGGCGAGAACUACGUGUGGGUUGUCAGCCAGUCCGUGAUCGAGAAGAAGGAUGCCCACUCCCAGUUCCCCGUUGGCAUGCUCGGCGUGCACUUUGACACCUCCAGCGGUGCCCUCAUGAACGAGAUCUCCAAUGCCAUCAAGAUCUAUAGCUAUGGGGUGGAGGCAUAUCUCACGGAUCCGGCCAAUCGGGAUCGCCGCCUCACCACCCAGUCGCUGUCCUGUGAGGACGAGGGACGCGGCCGCUGGGACAAUGGUGAAAUCUUCUUCAAGUACUUGCGUAACGUCUCCAUUGAGGGCGAUCUGAAUAAGCCAAAUAUUGAGUUCACGGCGGAUGGGGACUUGAAGUCCGCCGAGCUGAAGAUCAUGAAUCUGCGGCCCAGCGCCAACAAUAAGAAUCUCGUCUGGGAGGAGAUCGGAGUGUGGAAGUCGUGGGAGACACAGAAGUUGGAUAUCCGCGAUAUCGCGUGGCCGGGUAACUCGCACGCACCGCCGCAGGGUGUGCCCGAGAAGUUCCAUUUAAAGAUAACAUUCCUCGAAGAGGCACCCUAUAUCAAUCUGUCGCCCGCGGAUCCAGUGAGUGGCAAGUGCCUGAUGGACCGCGGUGUGCUGUGCCGUGUGGCGGCCGACCACGAGAUGGCCGCCGAUAUCGAUGUGGGCCAGGCACACCGCAACGAGUCCUUUUACCAAUGCUGCAGCGGCUUCUGCAUCGAUCUGCUUGAGAAGUUUGCCGAGGAGCUCGGCUUCACCUACGAGCUGGUGCGGGUCGAAGAUGGUAAAUGGGGUACACUUGAGAAUGGUAAAUGGAACGGUCUGAUUGCCGAUCUGGUUAACCGCAAGACGGACAUGGUGCUCACCUCCCUCAUGAUCAACACGGAGCGCGAGGCUGUCGUUGACUUCAGUGAGCCCUUCAUGGAGACGGGCAUUGCCAUUGUGGUGGCCAAGCGCACAGGCAUUAUCUCGCCCACGGCCUUCCUGGAGCCCUUCGACACAGCCUCCUGGAUGCUGGUGGGUAUCGUGGCCAUCCAGGCAGCCACCUUCAUGAUCUUCCUAUUCGAGUGGCUCUCGCCCAGCGGCUACGACAUGAAGCUGUAUCUGCAGAACACAAACGUCACACCCUAUCGCUUCUCCCUGUUCCGCACCUAUUGGCUCGUGUGGGCCGUACUCUUUCAAGCGGCUGUCCAUGUGGACUCACCGCGCGGUUUCACCUCACGCUUCAUGACCAACGUCUGGGCGCUCUUUGCCGUCGUCUUUCUUGCCAUAUACACUGCCAACCUUGCAGCCUUCAUGAUAACCAGGGAAGAGUUUCACGAGUUUAGCGGCCUCAAUGACAGCCGCCUGGUGCACCCGACGUCGCACAAGCCUUCGUUCAAGUUCGGCACGAUCCCCUACAGUCACACGGACUCAACCAUACACAAGUACUUCGGCAACAUGCACCUCUACAUGAAGAAUUACAACAAAACGAGCGUGGCCGAUGGUGUGGCUGCUGUGCUCAAUGGCAAUCUGGACUCGUUCAUCUAUGACGGCACAGUGCUGGACUAUCUGGUGGCACAGGAUGAGGACUGCCGCCUCAUGACAGUCGGCAGUUGGUAUGCCAUGACGGGAUAUGGCCUGGCCUUUAGUCGCAAUUCGAAGUACGUGCAAAUGUUCAACAAGCGUCUGCUCGAGUUCCGUGCCAAUGGGGAUCUGGAGCGACUGAGGCGCUACUGGAUGACGGGCACGUGUCGGCCGGGCAAACAGGAGCACAAAUCCUCGGACCCGCUGGCCCUCGAGCAGUUCUUGUCCGCCUUUCUGCUGCUGAUGGCCGGCAUACUGCUGGCCGCCCUGCUGCUCCUGCUCGAGCAUGUCUACUUCAAGUACAUACGAACGCGGCUGGCCAAGAAGGAUGGCGGCCACUGCUGUGCCCUCAUCUCGCUCUCCAUGGGCAAGUCGCUCACCUUUCGGGGCGCCGUCUUUGAGGCCACCGAAAUCCUCAAGAAGCAUCGCUGCAACGAUCCCAUCUGCGACACGCACCUGUGGAAGGUCAAGCACGAGCUGGACAUGUCACGGCUGCGUGUCCGACAGCUGGAGAAGGUCAUGGAUAAGCACGGCAUCAAGGCGCCGCAACUGAGGCUUGCUUCCUCUUCGGAUCUGCUGAACCAUCAUCAUCUAAAGGAGCGACCGCCAUUGCUGGGCAAUCUCAGUCUGGCUGCCAGCGCUCAAGAUCUAUACAGGUGGUCGUACAAGACGGAAAUCGCCGAGAUGGAGACGGUGCUCUGAAGCGUUCCAGCCAGAGUGGAUGCGGACAGACAGAUGGCAGCUGGAACUGAAACUAAAACUGGAACUGGAACUGGAAGCUGGGCACUGGAAGCGGCACACUGGCUGCUGCAACUAGAUCUGUGUGUUCCAGCGUGCGUUUUCCAAUGCACUCCAAUAAGCACACCCACACACACACACACGCACACGCACACUGAGCCACAACUUUUUUUACAGUUACUAGAGAACAGUCCCACAGCGCCCACGCCCCUCGGCCAUUGGAGGGUGCGGCACAUGUGUACGCCUAAUCAAAAUCAAUGUUUCAAAUAAUAUGUAAACUGAAAGCUUUCUAAAAGUUAAAGAAUAACGGUGGAAUCACCAAAGAGCAGGAGCAAGAGCGAGAGCGAGAGCAAGAGAUCGAGCAGAAGUGCAGCAAAGAGAAAGAAGAACCCGAAGCGCCUCACACAAACCGAAAACCGAAAACACACAAGUCGAAAAUAAGGAGAAGAACGGACAUUCAAAGCCAAACCAAAGUUUCACACAGAUUGUAAAAAGUAAAGCCAAUAGCUAACUAAACAUUAAACUAACAGUUAAUGCAGAAGCACUUCAUAACGAAUAAGUUUUAAU